This is a messenger RNA of Marchantia polymorpha subsp. ruderalis, 1449 nucleotides long. NCBI's taxonomy places the organism in Eukaryota, Viridiplantae, Streptophyta, Marchantiopsida, Marchantiales, Marchantiaceae. The record is from the annotation of a GenBank genome assembly.
UUUGCCACCACAUCACGUUGAACAGCUCACACACUGAAAAGGGAUGCCCUAGCUUAUCUCUACAAUUGGACCAACUGUCUUUGCCGUGGCAUGUUUAUGUUAAUACAAGUAAUAACAUAUGGACCUGGCCAUCUGGACAAAAACGAAUAAUUCUCCAACGUCGACAAGAUCAUGCCUGCCCCAUGUCCGAAAUACUGUCAAGUCAAACCUCCAUGAAAACAUGUCACCAACACACCGGUGGGUGUCAUUUACAGCAAAAUCUUCACGACACAGCACCAACUAGCUCGAGUAGGUAAGAAAAACCGAUGACUCGUGCCAAGCCGAGGUAGAAAAAUUACGGCUCUCGGCCCUUUCUUCAGAUCAUGUUAAUUAAGUAGAUGGUAAGAUAGAAAUCCAGUACGGGAGGGCGGAGCAGCAGCAGAGGGACGCUCAGAAGUUCCAGAUGUGGGUCAGAAACGAAACGCAGGCAUUGCCCGAGAGUCGUGGAGAUGGUUACAGAAGGUCGAGGUCGAAUGGAAGAGGCCCCCGGGUCCAACUCUCGACCACUGAUUGCGUUCGGUGUCUGAGCCCCCAGUCUUGGCACAUCAGGCAAACCAUCACUGACGCACCCUUGAGACAACCAACGAACGAACGAUCGAUCUAAACAAGACAAAAGUAGAGAGAGAAUAUGUAGCAGGUAAGCACCACAAUCAUGAUCUGAGAGUUCCAAUGAAAUUCAGGCUUGCAGACAGACAGAUUGAUGUCCAAUUGCAGCGGGAGUUGGAGUACAUCGUGUGCAGAUGCUUCUCAUGUCCAUGUCAGAACACGCUCACAGAGGGAUAGAACUUGCAAGAUCAGAAGCAGAGACGGACAACUGGUGUCAUCCUCUCAUUCCUCAGAAACCUUCUCUUGAGUAGUGGAUAGUUUAGAUCAGUUCCAAGCACACAGUGAAACCCGACCAAAUGCAUGAUAGACAUGGGCAGCCGAAGUGGAUCGAGCCAUUCACCGACGAGAAAGAGAGUUCCACUCGAAGCAGGAUAUUUUCCAUUUUCAAACAGACCCGACGAGAGACAGGAGCUUGGAUCAUUUCGAGCUCUGCUUCGCUUGACGAUCUAUCAAUCGUUAGCUUUGAAUCCAAACUGAUGGAGAAGCAUUGGAGAGUCGGAUGUGUGGGCAGAUGCAAUAUAUUAUUCAGAGGCCUAAGGAGAUCACCAGUGUCCUGGUGCCAGUCGGUGGGUGGGGAGUGGCGGGGAGUCCCUCGAGGCACUGAAGAAGCCUGAGCCUCAGAAAUAGAGAAGAGAAGAAAAAAUAUAUUUUUUUUUAAAAGGAAGACUCGCUCUCUCCAUCCCUUUGUUGUAAUCAUUGGAAAAAGUCGAUUGCGUUGGGUUGCGGUCAGCGAUGGCAUCGUCGUACCUCAAUUCAAACUCACCGACCGACUACGACCCUUCUCACUCAAUAAUAAAAUAUUGC